GCCACACAACAGGUCCAAAAAGGGACCAAUCACAGCUGAUCACAUGGGACAUGUACACUGAUCAUCAGGGCACUGAUGAUCAGUGUGCCCUGAUGAUCAGUGUAGCCCCAGCAGUGCCAGCUGUCAGUGUCCAUCAGUGCCACAUCAAUGCCACAUAUCAGUGCCCAUCUGAGCUGCCUUUCAGUGUCACCCGUCAGUGCCACCUAUCAGUGCUGUCAAUCAGUACCACCUAUUAGUGCCAGUCAGUGCUGCCUAUCAGUGCCAUGUAUCAGUGCUGCCUUUCAGUGCCCAUCAGUGAUGCCUGUCAAUGCCCAUCAGUGCUGCCAAUCAAUGCCACCUAUCAGUGCCAGUCAGUGCCGCCUAUCAGUGCGCAUCAAUGCCGCCUAUCAGUGCCAAUCAGUGCCGCCUAUCAGUGGGCAUCAGUGCCACCUAUCAUUGUCAGUCAGUGCCACCUAACAGUGCCAGUCAGUGCCACCUAUCAGUGCCGCCUAUCAGUG
Messenger RNA from Staurois parvus, 497 nucleotides. NCBI's taxonomy places the organism in Eukaryota, Metazoa, Chordata, Amphibia, Anura, Ranidae. The record is from the annotation of a GenBank genome assembly.